Hibiscus syriacus is the source of this 591-nucleotide messenger RNA. Its product is annotated as WD repeat-containing protein DWA2-like. The record is from RefSeq and is a predicted model, not a curated record. Bases 1 to 591 code for a protein of 196 amino acids. NCBI's taxonomy places the organism in Eukaryota, Viridiplantae, Streptophyta, Magnoliopsida, Malvales, Malvaceae. Gene Ontology annotation, biological process: protein ubiquitination. The transcript has 8 exons. Gene Ontology annotation, molecular function: protein binding.
AUGACGUAUGUGGCCCUUACAUUUACCCAUGUACAAUCUAAGCAGUCAUCUGGUUUGCUUCAUUACUUAUCUGGUGGUGCAUGGGAUCCGCAUGACAUAAAUGCUGUUGCGACAACUUGUGAAUCAUCAGUUCAGUUUUGGGAUCUACGUACAAUGAAUUAUGCUGUUGCUGACAACAAUUUUAAUAUCCGCAAUGCUAACUAUGAUAUGAAGAAAAAUCAUAUACUUGUCACUGCAGAAGAUGAAUCUGGGAUACACAUAUGGGAUCUUAGAAAGCCCAAAAGUCCUGUCAAAGAGCUUCCUGGGCACACACACUGGACAUGGGCUGUAACUUGUAACCCUGAGUAUGAUGGGCUAAUUCUGAGUGCUGGCACCGACUCAACUGUAAACUUGUGGACGGCUCCUACAUCCGCUGAAGAUGAGGCAACCUCUGAAAGCAUAGCUGAAUCGCCAGCUCAACUGGCUGACCCAUUGCUUAAUUCGUACCGUGAUUAUGAAGAUGGCCUUGCUUGGAGUAAUCGCGAGCCUUGGAUAUUCGCUUCUCUAUCAUAUGAUGGCAGGGAAAGAACUACCUGCAACUCAGGAAGAUAG